Cryptotermes secundus is the source of this 1642-nucleotide messenger RNA. Its product is annotated as venom allergen 5. The record is from RefSeq and is a predicted model, not a curated record. NCBI's taxonomy places the organism in Eukaryota, Metazoa, Arthropoda, Insecta, Blattodea, Kalotermitidae. Gene Ontology annotation, cellular component: extracellular region. The coding region runs from base 90 to 1076 and encodes 328 amino acids. The transcript has 6 exons.
UAACUGAAUAUCAUUAAUGUGAAUAUUUACUCUAUUAAGAGUCGAAUCUUCAUGCGGUCUGGUGCUGAAUUGCUGUACAAUUAAAUAAGAUGUUAAGCAUAGUUAGUAACGCCAUGUGUCUUGUACUGGCGGCCAUUAUCACCAUUGCAAUAGCUAAGUACACAAAUAAAUAUUGCAGUCUAUGUCAGCCAGGGAGUUCGUCUGGGGACAGAGCGAAUCACACCAUGUGCCUUUACCGGGGAGUUGGCCCCGCUUGCACAGACGCCCUGGACGGGGGUGUGAAGGUGGAGGAGCGACACUUGAUUCUGCAGGAGCACAAUAGACUGCGGUCCUGGGUGGCCAGCGGCAACGAGGCGCGUGGUCUAGGAGAGGGAGCACCACAGCCACCUGCCGCCAACAUGAUGGCUCUGAACUGGGACGAAGAACUAGCGAGAGUAGCUCAGCUCUGGGCCGAUCAGUGCGCCUUUCAGCAUGACUGCCGUCACGUUGAGGAUUUUAAGGUAGGGCAGAAUAUCGCUCAGUUUUGGAACAGUGUGGCACCUGUCAUACAGUGGCAGCAAGUUAUUAGGAGCUGGUACGACGAAGUGGGCAGUUGGUCGUCAGCGGAUACUCCGAAAUUCAGGUUCACUGGAACUCAGAAGAUGACAGCGCAUUACACUCAAGUGGUUUGGGCCCAAACUCGAUUUGUGGGCUGCGGUCGCCGAUCAUUUCGAAAGGGACAGUUCUAUGUAGAACACUAUGUAUGUAACUAUGGGCCCACAGGGAACUACAGAGGCGAACCUCUGUACCUCACAGGCGCGCCCUGCAGCCGCUGCCCCGAGGAUUCCGAGUGCACGGGUGGCGUGCUCUGUGUUGCCGGUGCUGGGCGUCGACCGGACAUAUACGCUUACAGAUACCAACACGAACCCAGUGCAGUAAUUGCAACAGCACAUGAUGUGGGAGUUGUGGACCUUAAUGUGACCUCCGCACCAGAGGAUAACAAGCUGUACGCAUCCAGCACAGGGCGGGAAGAAGCAGGACAGGCGUUGCAGGACAAGUGGCUCCGCUAUGUGAUCGUCCGCUAUUCUAAGUCCUGAUUCAACGCAUCCGAAAAACGUUCCAACCUUGUGCAACAUAUAAAGUGAUAGAACGCCUAAGAUGUGCAAAGAGAUUCAAGUAAAAAGGUCUUCAAUUAAAGUACUUAUUGGUUGAACUGAUUGAAAACCUCGCUUUACGUUUUUACUUCCGAGUGAACUCACAGUAUUAAAAAGCAAUUAAAAUGAGUUCAUCGAAAGCUCAUUCGACAUUAACCAAGAGACAGACGGCCAGAUAAAUGUGACUUACAUGUGAGGAGUUACAUUUCAUCUCUCUGCACAUACGACGGGCCAUAUUCUUAACCUAUUAGUGUCAUAUAUGUAAAUGUAUUUACUAAUGUAUGUCUGAUGGAGCACUGGAGAAUAUUUAAAUAUCCUUACUGUCUCUACUAAUUAGGCAAGGUCCUUAAAUAUAUUAUAUUACGUUACAGUAUAUCCAGUUGUGAAAUAAUGGGAAUUAUAAAAUUGGGACUUCUUAUUGUGCAUGUUUGUUGUUAUUGGAAUUUAAUUCCGAAUAAAUAGUGAGAAUUAAUAGAAAUGUAUCUAGUUAUACAGAAAUUAAUUUGGUU